CGAAGCCUUUUUAAUCUACAUGCAUCAUGCAUCCACAUCUCAGGGGCUAUUGUCGAGAUGUCUGUCUAUAUAUAUCUAACCGAGGAUUCUUCAGCUGGCGAACCGUUCUAUUUCCGAGGAUUUAUUUCGCUAUAUACCCCUCUCCGCUUCAAUGAGCUUCUAACUUUUCUUUCUAUCUCUCUCAUUCCCUGACUAUCAUACCCAGGCUCCCCUUUGUCUCGUGAACAAAUCCUAUAACGACCAUGCUGCUCAAGAUCUUCUCUUUUCUGAGUUUGGCCUGCUCCACCUCCGCACAAUUCGUUAAAGGCUUCAAUACAGGCAAUACCAAUGCCCAAGGCGCAUGCCGCUAUCAAAACGACUUCACAACUCUGUUCAAUCAGGCGAAGAACCUGCCUGAUGCCGGCGGCUUCGCCUCUGCUCGCCUGUACACCAUGAUUCAAUGUGGCACCCUAAAUGAACCUAUUCAAGCAAUCCAAUCCGCUAUUGACACAGACACCAAACUGCUCCUCGGUCUUUGGGCUUCAGCCGGUCGUGAAGCUUUCAAUGAGGAGAUGAACGUCCUCAUGCGUGCCAUCAGCCAAUACGGAGAUGCUUUCACUUCGCGCGUCGUGGGUGUCAGCAUCGGUAGCGAAGAUCUUUAUCGUAGUAGCUCCCAAGGCGUGAAAAACAAUGCCGGAGUUGGCGAGAAGGCUGAAGUUAUAGCUGGAUACAUCGGUUGGGCUCGCGACUGGCUGCGUGGAACAGCACUAGAACGUACUCCUCUCGGUCACGUCGACACCUGGACUGCAUGGGUUUUGCCCGAGAAUAAGCAGGUCAUUGAAGCUGUCGACGUCCUCGGCCACAAUAGCUUCCCAUAUUGGGAGAGCACACUAGACAACAACAUCAGCAACGCCGCCAACAUUUUCUGGUCUGCAUUGGAUCGCACUGAGGGCGUUGCGCAGGGCAAGCCCGUAUGGGUUACCGAGACUGGAUACCCACACCGUGGACCUAAUUCUGGAUAUGCUGUUGCUAAUGCGCAGAAUGCAAGGCAAUACUACGCGGCAGUUGGUUGCGAGCUGUUCAAACAGCGUAACACGUUCUGGUACACACUGGAGAAUGCGAACACCGCUCAGACUGAUUUGUCUUUCGCUGUCAACGAAAAUGGCAAUGUUCAGUACGAUCUGAGUUGCUAACUUCCUACUUCUGCGGCUCUCUAACGACUCUCUACUAGCAAUCAGUACUCGGGAUGAGUAUAAUAAUGGCCAUGGCCGUCUUUGGGAAGCCAAAUCUAUAGAGCAUAUGUUACGUACAAUCAACUAUAUCUAGCGCCUGGUGAUCGACAUGGACAGUGUUGUACAUCACCUAGUCGUCACGCAGCUAGCAUUUACUUUCUGUUGUAUUUAUUUCGAUUCACAAUAGAUUAUAUGCAAUGCAG
This is a messenger RNA of Pseudovirgaria hyperparasitica, 1414 nucleotides long. Its product is annotated as GPI-anchored cell wall beta-1,3-endoglucanase EglC. NCBI's taxonomy places the organism in Eukaryota, Fungi, Ascomycota, Dothideomycetes, Acrospermales, Acrospermaceae. The transcript has a single exon. Gene Ontology annotation, biological process: cell wall organization. Bases 243 to 1172 code for a protein of 309 amino acids. Gene Ontology annotation, cellular component: fungal-type cell wall; extracellular region; cell surface. The record is from RefSeq and is a predicted model, not a curated record. Gene Ontology annotation, molecular function: 1,3-beta-glucanosyltransferase activity; glucan endo-1,3-beta-D-glucosidase activity.